This is a messenger RNA of Andrographis paniculata, 1046 nucleotides long. RefSeq lists its product as uncharacterized. The transcript has 6 exons. The record is from RefSeq and is a predicted model, not a curated record. NCBI's taxonomy places the organism in Eukaryota, Viridiplantae, Streptophyta, Magnoliopsida, Lamiales, Acanthaceae. Bases 81 to 791 code for a protein of 236 amino acids.
CGAACACCAGAGGUCAUCCCCACCAUACAAUGGCUACCGUUAACUGAAGCUGCGUGCCAACUGUUCUCUGGCGCCCUUUCAUGGCGACGUUUCUCUCUUUUACUUCCACCACACCUAACUUCAGUACUUCACCGAAUUUGCGUCGAAAUGAUUGCCGGAGAGUUCACCACGAAAUCCGAUGCUGUGCGAAGAAUUCUUCAACCGAGGAUUCGUCGCCUGAAUCCGUACCGGAAAACGUGGUGCUGAGAAUAGCCUGGUACGCCUCGGAAUUCCUCGGCAUAGCUGCUUCAUUGAUCCGUCCUCCACCGGAGAGGAUCUCCUCCGGAGGCGCGGCGCUGUCUGUGGAUGAGUCAGGGAAAUUAGAUCGAGCGGCGGUGGUGGAGAGCAUUAAGCAGGAUUUCGAGAGAUCCUAUUUCGUCACGGGGAAUGUGUGUGUAUCAGCAUACGAAGAGGAUUGCGAAUUUGCAGAUCCAGCGGGGAGUUUCAGAGGGUUGAAGCGUUUCAAAAGGAACUGUAGCAACUUCGGGAAUCUGCUUGAGAGAUCAGAGAUGAAGCUGAUGAAAUGGGAAGAGUAUGAGGAUAAAGGAGUGGGGCACUGGCGUUUCAGCUGCAUCAUGGCAUUUCCAUGGAAGCCCAUUCUAUCAGCCACAGGUUACACAGAGUACUAUUGGGAUCAAAAUUCUGGGAGAGUAUGCAGGCAUGUGGAGCACUGGAAUGUUCCCAAAAUGGCUCUUUUUAAGCAGAUGUUAAGACCCAGCAGCAGCAGCAGAAGAAAGACACAAAUGAAAUGAUAUCAUCAUCAUCACCAAAAGAGAGAUUUUUAUUUGAGUCGAAAUCGGAGCUGCUGCUGGAAGCUGUGGCCUGUAGUCGUCGUUCCUCGUUGCACCACUGCAGUAAAAAAACUUGCAAGAAAUCGACUUUGAUCUCUUGUUUCAUUAUUGUUGUUGCUGUUGUUGUUUUGAAUCGAAAUGAAAUGAUGAUUUAUUUUUGUAUAUUUAUAUUUUAAUUUGGUAUUUGAUAUUUAUAAUAAAUUAUAUAUUUAUUGA